CAGGCUGGCUAUAAAAGGCUGGAGCAGCGGCAGGAUGGAGUACGUGACGUCUCCGCUCUCUACUCACGACAUUCCUGGCACCCCUCAUUCCGUUCACAUCCUGCUGGAAGGUUACUGCAGGGACGUGGGUGCCGAUCGUUUCCAGGCCGAUGGCUCUGUCACCCUCAUCCGCGGCCCUCUGACUGUACUGGUGGACACUGCCGGCCCUUGGUCCCGGGAUUUCAUCCUUGAUUCCUUGAGGAGCCGCGGGGUCUCCCCAGAGGACGUGACGCAUGUGAUUUGCACGCACGGACACUCCGAUCACGCGGGCAACCUGAAUCUGUUCUCCAACGCUGAGAUCCUGGUGUCUUAUGAUCUGUGGCGUGACGGGUCCUAUGUGUCCCACAACUUUCGGGGUGGAGAACCCUACUUCUUACCUGGGGGAGAAGGCUUGAAGGUGAUUCCAACCCCAGGUCACACAGGAAGCGACAUCACUCUCCUGGUCCCUGGGACAACGCUUGGCAUGGUGGCGGUUGCCGGGGACGUGUUUGAAAGAGAAGGCGAUGAGGACAGCUGGAGGGAACUUAGUGAAAACCCAGAAAUUCAGGAGAAGAGUCGGAGCACCGUUUUGAGGUUGGCAGAUGUUAUUGUGCCAGGACAUGGUCCUCCGUUCAGGGUCAUCCGCGCUGGCCAGGAUCCUGAGACAUCCUGAACAUCAUCAGUCUGUGUGGGAUUAGAAAAGCUUUCAGUGAAGUUCCUUUAAUCCAGCAGGUGAUAAUCCAGAAGAAGGUGCAGAUUGGGGGUCUCCGAGGUUCUCUGCCCUUAUCAUAAGGUUUAAUCUGCUUCUUUUUUUUUUUUCUAACUAUCCAAUAAUCUAGAAUAUUUCAUCCCCUGGCAUCUUUCAGGUCCCACUCAUGCUGGAUGAAAGGAAUUUUACUGUAUUGUACAACCUCUGCGCUACAUAGUCACAUUUUAUGUAGUGGUUAAGCUCCCAAAAAUGGGGAUAAAGCUCCUGAUCUGGUGUGAAACCUGUCAUUGUGCCGAGAACCAGUGACAUCAUCGAGGUGCUAACAACACUGGACCCUUAAAGGGCAUCUGUCAGCAGAUUUGUCCCUCUGACACUGGCUGACCCGUCACUCGUGGGCUCGGCUCUCUCUGCAACUGUCACGCCCUAUGUACUUCAUUGACAGGAGCAGGCAUGAUGACGUUUACCCUGCCUGGUCCUGUCAAGGCAGAGAGGACGCGGCAGUUGCAGAGUCUCUAGGUGUAUCGACAGCGCCCCGGCUGCUCCUAAAGGGAGUUUGGAAUUGAUAGGUCCUCAUAUUUUAUUGCUUAUGGUCAAUUAUUUUUAUUAUUGUCAGUUUCUGGUGAACAUUAUGGGAUUUAUAUCCCUGUGUUAUGAGGUAAAUAUUGAGA
Molecule: messenger RNA, 1395 nt
Organism: Bufo gargarizans (Asiatic toad)
Lineage: Eukaryota; Metazoa; Chordata; Amphibia; Anura; Bufonidae
Gene: MBLAC1
Product: metallo-beta-lactamase domain containing 1
Exons: 2
Coding region: 35-691 (218 amino acids)
Source: RefSeq, a predicted model, not a curated record